CAGGUGGAUCCAGUAAGGGUGGUUUCAGCAUAUUUGGUGGAGCAUCGCCUGAAUAUUCAAACGUUGAACUCGCCGGUGUUCAAUGUUAAUUAUUUCUCAAUUCAAUCCGAGCUAUUUGUUGUGGCCAUGAGCAUCAACUGACUAUAGUCUGUGUGUUUUUCUCAUACGCAGUGACUGGGAUGAGCCCCCUCUCGCCAUAUCUCAAUGUGGAUCCAAGAUAUCUUACACAUGUGAGUUCCAGUUAGUAUAAUGACUGACUUUGGUUCACAAACUGGGAAUCUGCCAGAUUCAUGACCUGGAUCUACAAUACAACAAUUCGGAUGGGAUUCGUUUUACAGGGGUAGGUCGGGUAAUGUAAUUAUGUGCACUAGCACAACUGUAAUCUGCGCAUGGCAGUGAUUUUUACAUGGCAGGAGAGUAACAAUUCCAGCCAGAAUAACCUACUGUUUUGGCAAACUCCAAGGUCCUCUGAAAAUGCUAGUCUCGUGCGAAUCGACAUCCCUGUGUUUUGAGAGAAAUGUCUGAGUUUGACAGGUGUUGCUCGUGGUUUGAACAAGAAAACAAUAACUGAUCCGAUAAAUGUAACGAAGUGCUGGGCAUAGCCUAUAUACCGUAUGAAGGGCCUUCAUGUAUCAACUUUCAGUGGAUGCUUUUGUUUAUACGUUUUGUGCGAAUGCAUUCACAUCCCCAAAUGCAUCAUAAAAAUAUUGCGCGUAUUUAAUGCAACCCUUGUUGUUAAUAGAUCGCAAAGCCGCAUACAACUGAGCUAAAUGUUUGGAAAUGAUAAGUUCACUUUCUCAUCCAUAGCCUAAAAACGUAUAUCAAGUGCAAGUGCGCUGUUUGACGCAUAUCUGAAGGCUGGGGGGCAUUUAGGACGUCUUCUACUAAGGAUCGCUAAAAUAUCCUAAUGAUUAUGAUCACACUAACUCAAUUCAAAUAUUAUGGCGACACUAUCUAUACCAAAUAUGGUUUGGUAUGGUUUAGAAACUUUGGAACCAAGCUCAGUGUAGCCUGUUAUCGCCUGGACCUGUUGAAAUAUCUUCACGCCUAGAAAAAAAAACCCUCCAUAUUUCCGUCAUAAAUGUCAAUUUAUAGAUAUUUUUUAAAUAAUAAUAAUUACAAUAGGCAGUUUGGAAAAAACGAAUCCCGUCCGAAUCGUCCUCUGAAUAACGCACAUUCUGGGGUAAUAAUUACAUAACCAACGUUCUCUAGUAAACGAGUCGCGUGCGAAUAGGGCUAAUGACUUCUAAUAUUACCACAGGACCCUGAUGAUUUCAUUUUACCGACUGGUGCCAACAAAGUCAGAGGCCGAUUUGAACUGGCUUUCUUCACCAUCGGAGGCUGUUGUAUUACAGGUGAAAUCUUGUUUUGUCCCUUAGUCUCGCUCUUGACCCUGUAUGAAAUGUCAAAUAUAAGUGUGUAAAUUCUUGUUUGUUUUGCUUCUUAGGUGCUGCGUUUGGAGCUCUCAACGGGCUCCGCAUGGGAUUAUCAGAGACCAAAGACAUGGCUUGGUCUAAACCACGCAAUGUACAGUGAGUUAUCGACUCGAUCCCCCAUCUUUGCACACAUUAAUGGUAUUUUGGAGGCAGUGAUUAAGUUGGAUCUCCUUCAUCAAUUAUUUCUGGGUUUGAGAAACAAAGCAGAUUAAGAGUUAUAUUCGUCUCAAUCCCCGUUUCAGUAGAAUAUAAUUACUCAUUCUGGAAUCAACCAGCAGAGGGCAGUCUUAACCCAUUUGUUCAGUAUGCCUCAAAAUAUUUAAUAUGGUUGGUUGAUAAGUCCCCAACUUGUCAUGCUCUCCAUUAUGAUUGCUGUGGUACGAUGAUUCAAGGGUUCCAUUUGAACUUUCUAAAGAGAUUUAAAUGCAUCUAUAUAGGUUAUCAUGUUUAAGCAGCAAGAUUUUGCCCAAGCUCAAUCUUCUUAUAGGUUGCUUGAACAAUCUGCAAUCUGUAUUGAUUCAGUAAUAACCAAACUCCAAAAGGAAAGGUUAGUCUUGGCUUUCCAUUACAGAUAUGAGGCCAUGAUUUGGGACUUAAAUCUACUGAAAGUAUACCUCUGCUCCACACAAAGAAGAAAAGCUAAGUGGAUAAUCUGACGUGACAUGGUAUGACAUUAAUCCAUGAUUGUAAUUAUUAACACUGGACCUCCUGCUUAGUUCAUAGUGAGGAUCUCACUCUGUGGUCCAAAGGUAAACUGCCGAUGGGAUCAGACCACUGCUAGAGAGAGUGGGGAGAAGCACUGAAUUAUACACAAUUUGCUGAAAUUGAUUCUCACCAAACCUCUUGGCUGAAUUUAUAAUGCUGAUAUGCAGCAUCAUCGUUUUCCCCAAUCAGUAUCAGUAAUAACACAUUAUUCCAUGGAAGCCCUAUAUGGUGGUGUUUUGUUGUAAAUCUGACCUACGUUGUUGCUUUCACUGAGAUUUUGUCAUACUCACCCGGCCAUUGCAAUUGAAUGACCCUGUGCUUAACACACCUGACUUGUUAGUGCUGUAACACAGCUGGGUUUAUGGGCCUUGUCAGCGCCCUUGACUUCCCUAGCAAUCAUAUGACUUAGUCCCUGUCAGGGCAGGAGGAGGAGGGCAAAGUCUGCCUUGGCCACGGGUACACUGUGUAAUGCUGGCUCCAGUUGGAAUAUUGGUUUGACCAGGGUCAUUCUUUUUCAGCUGAUCACUGUUAGAAGAUAGACAGACAGUGUCAUGUGCAGUGCUGUCUUCCUGUUAGUGCAUGUCUAAAGCUGAAUCAGAGCAGUCAUGAGGGUACAGCAGCCUAAUUGCAUUAUGAUCUGACAGACUGUUCACACUUGGCCUGAUGAUCACCUCAACUCAUUGAUAGCUGUUUUGAUAUAGGAUUUCCAUAUAAACUGAAGGAAAACUUCAGCAGGCAUUUAUCACGUUUUCAAAUAUGCAGCCCUUUUACUAGAACCCCUAAUGGUAAAUCAACCCUUGUAACACAUUGAAGUUGGCAGAGUUAGUGUUUAGACUGUAGAUGUCUGUGUUUAAUGGUUAUGAUAUCCUCACUUAGGAUCCUAAAUCUGGUGACCCGCCAAGGAGCAACAUGGGCGAACACACUCGGCUCACUGGGUGAGUGCCGUCAUUCCCCAACAGAGGAUUGAUGCAGUUGUUGGUGUCAUUUGAGCAGUGUCACACAUUGGCAUACUGUUAUUGUUGUUUCUAUUGAGAUAAUGUGGCAUUAAUUCACCUGAAUGCUUGUGUGUCCUCAGCUUUGUUGUACAGUGUGUUUGGGGUGGCCAUCGAGAAGGCCCGGGGAGCAGAGGAUGACAUCAACACUGUUGCUGCUGGGACUAUGACAGGCAUGCUGUACAAGUCCACAGGUUAGUAGAGGAUUUUUUUUUUUUUUUACAGUACAGUACCUGGCUGGAUAGUAUGAUGUUGAAUGCAGAACGGCAAAAUCCGAUUUCCUGUCUGGAAACAUUUCCUCACGUCUCCUCACCUACACAAGGAAACAAAGACACUUACUUUUGCAUUUCAGGUCAAUUGCGGGAAAAAUGCCCAUUGUUCUCAUACAGAAGAACCAGUGACUCACUGAGGUGAAUGAAGCAUUGGAAAUAUGCAGAGGUUAGGCCUUCGUCAAAUUUAACAUAGUAGUCAGACAACCGUGUUUAGUGUUUUGAGUAGCUAAUACUGUAUAGAUCUAUACAAGGCUGAAAGGUUGAGGAUCAGGAAGUCAUCUGUUAAUGAUUGAUACACCUGCUGCUUAUUGGCUUUGGCCUUGUAGGACUCGAAACAAAAACACGAUCUGCCGUCUGUCCAGCGGAUGCAUAGUCUCGCGUAGCCAGACCUUGGGCUGUAGCAUUCAAAGAUUGCGGAUGUAAUCUGGCUCGAGAGACUAGCGGAUGCAUGACACUAGAGUACCUGGAAAUACAUUGUCGCCUGUGGUAAACAUUUUCUCUGGCACUUGGGAUCGGACAAUGAUAAACACUUCUAGAUUUUGUUUUUUAGGUAGCUAACAGAAAAUACCCAUCUAGGACUUUCUGGUUUGGUUUACCUCAAUGGUUAAACAGGUUUUUACAUGCUUCUAAUUUUCCUUGUAGAUUCCACUUAAAAUUCCACCCAGAUGUCUGCAUGUGAUUGAGAGAAGUUGUUGCGGACACCACUUCCUGGUUAGACUGAUGACAGGUUCAGUGAGUUUGGAGGGAGGGACACUAGGCCGUAAUUGCCAGCUGUUGUUAUCAUAUAGACAGUAUCUACACAGGACACCCCUCUGCUGCCAACAUAUAUUUCCCAGCAUGCGUUGCACCAAAUUCACGAGGGGAAGUUCUUCGAAAGCUGGCACUGGACUACACUCCUAUAUCACUGGGAGGGGCGGGGGUACAAUAUCAGCCAAAGGGGUUAAGGAAACCCAACUUAAUUCACAACCAUGGGAUCAACAACGGGGUUUGGCUAUAAAGAGGGUGGUAAGGGGGCCGUUCAUAUAUUACUAAGGUUGUGUAACAUGAACACUGCUUCCCUGUCCAAGUUGACCCUGUGGGUUUUCUUUGCCAGACGACUUCUAUUUCUGGUCUGAACGUGCUUGAAACUCAUCAAACAGACAUACUGUCUGUCACGUUUAAACUGUAGACUCACAUGUAGCCUCCUGUAAAAUCUUUCCCUUUCUGACUUUUUAUGGUACAAAAUAUAUAGUCUAGUUAUUCUACUUUUUCAAGGAUGAUUUACUCUUGUUAAUACUCUCUCCGUCUGUGUUAAAGCCCUGGUGUAAAAAAAGUUGUGUUUUGAUCACACGUCAUUGAAGACGUGCUGCUGAGUCAAAUGUCAAACUAAGGCCGUGGUCGGAAUAUCUCUCACUAAAGUGUUAAACUCCUAUAAUUGCACUCAUGCAAUGUGUCCAGUGGAAUUGAAUCAAGUGAAGAGGUGCCUGUUGUUUCCAGUUAGGGCUUGUCUUGUCUAGACCAGAGUCAUUUCUCUAUGUAUGGCUCUGACCUUCACCAGUAAGAACACUGACUGAAUCUGAUCAAUAUAAAAGUAAUUAUGGACUUGCAUUUGAAUGACUUGCUUACACACAUCACCAAACCUUGCAGGAAAACGUGUAGACAUGCAGAUCAUUUCUUUCACAGUGUCCUCUUACGUCCAUUAGGGAAGUAGGAUAAACAUAGCUAGUUGGACUUUUUUUUUUGUCCUGUGGCAACUGGCAACAAACCUGCAUAAUUUUAACAUUAUUCUAUUGUGCUGAUGCCUCUGCUGACUGAGUCUGCCUCACAUUCAAUUUGGUUUCAGACUAGUGCAUCAUUGAGAAGUCUCUUUAUAGUAGUGGUAGUGAUUCAUACAGCGUCAUAGUGGAUAUGAAUAACAAUCCUGACACACACAGAAAAUAAAUGUUUUGUAUCUAGUAGCUACAGUGCCCAAACCUAUCACAUAGCCUAUAAUUAAGGGAUCUUCAUUCUUCAAGAAAAAACACAUUCCCUGGUGCAUAUGGAGUAUGGGAAUUGUCCAAAAGCAGUUCAAUGUAGUGUGUUUUUGACAAUGACAGCAUGUUUUGCGUUCUCCUUGCAUCAGUGCUCUGCUCCCAUUGUUGUGGGCUGCCCUUGUUUGAGCACCACAGGGUUGGGUAAGUGGGGUGUUUGUAAUUCAAGCAGCCUCCCUCUCUUCCUGCCAUGAUGACAUAGCACCCCUACUGCAUCACACACUUAUCUUGGGGCUGCUGGUCGUGGGUGUGGGCCUGUGGCUGCAGUACAAGAGAACUUAUCAGUCUUAUCCCCUACUGCUGUAUGGGGCCAGGGACAGCCAACCAUGCUGCUACUCAGCUCUCCUGAUCCACUCUGAAGACUGUUGAGUCUGCUUUUGCCUCUGUGUGCCCAUAGCAAUGGCUUCUCAUUGAGAUGCUUUGCCAUUCAAACCUGAUCCUGACCUGUAAGCUGAUCCCGUGUACUUUCCUAUGUAUCUAUGUGAAGUCAUGCUUAGUGCUGAUGAUUACACCAUGAUAACUGUCACUCAACCCCGUCGUGCCGACUGGCGCAUAGGGCAUCAUGAUAACUAGGGUUCCAUUAACCAAGGAAGACAUAUCCCACUGUUGCUGUUAGCUGUAUGUACUUUCCAGUUUCCAUAGGUGUGUGCAAAUUCCCACCAACAAACUGCCCUUUAACAAUGCCUUUGUCAAUAGUCAGUGUUGAAUGUAGACUGUGGAAACAUACCUCAUGUCUGUGUUCUAUGAGAGGGAUGGUCAGCUGGCAGGUGCUAGAUGUAUCUGUGGUACUAGAAUUCCUCCGACUGGCUGCUGCCAUUUCUCUUUAUUUGGUCACUGUUUAUAAGUUGGUGUAUGAUAUUGUUGGUUUGAUAUCAGUGUAGGCUGGUUAGAUUUGACUUAUAUAUUAUAAUGUGACAUAUACACGAUGUUUGUGUGUUUUUAUAGGGGGUGUACGUGGGGCAGCGCGAGGGGGCCUGGCCGGCCUGGCUCUGUCAGGUCUCUAUGCUCUAUACAACAACUGGGACCACCUGAAGGGAAACCCUCCCACCCGCUACUGAGCCCUGCACUGCUGGAACACGGACCAGUCAAAAACAUUUCCCAAAAGAUAUCCUGAUGUCCGGUACCUGAGUUAGGCCCCUAGGUUUGCAUUAAAGGGUGGCCAGAGGUCUGGAAGAUGUCAAGUGUUAGACCGCAUUUAUGCUGUAACGCACAUCAAUGCUGCACAUUCUGAUAUGUAUCAUACUUUGUUGCUGCUGUGAGGAUUCAUUGCUGUGAAUAUCUUAUCAAAUGCCUAUGCACAGCUUUUCCCUGAAUUGCACUGUCUGUAAAUUUCACUUUGAAUGAGUGUUAUUGACUGACUUGAAUGUUGUUGCUAAGAUUGAAUGCUGUCUUACUGAAGUGAGGUGGAGUUGCGUCCUAUGGAUGUCUACAUAAGUAUCUCAUUCCACAACUUUGCAUGUGGUAGUUCUCAAAUGUUUGCUUUAUGAUUCCAAGAGAACAUUACUGUUAAAAUGUUAUGUCAUUUAGUCAGUCAUUUUUUUUUUAGCAGACGCUCUUAUCCAGAGCGACUUACAGUUAGUGAAUACAUUUUUUUUUUUUUUUUUUUUAUACUGUUCCUCCAUGGGAAACGAACCCACAACCCUGGCGUUGCAAACGCCAUGCUCUAUCAACUGAGCUACAUCCCUGCCGGCCAUUCCCUCCCCUACCCUGGACGACGCUGGGCCAAUUGUGCGCCGCCCAUGAAUCUCCCGGUCGCGGCCGGCUGCGACAGAGCCUGGAUUCGAACCAGGAUCUCUAGUAGCACAGUUAGCACUGCGAUGCAGUGCCUUAGACCACUGCGCCACUCAGGAGCUAUUAUUCCAGAGACGCCAUGGGUUGGGUUAAGGGAACUUAUACCAAUGUCCUGCUUUCUAUAACCCCAUUUUUGCUUUUCAUCCAAAUAAGCAAUACAAUAAGUAGUCAGAAAUAAUGAAUGUAUCUAUGCACUUGUGCAAAUAAAGAGAUUACAAUUAA
Coregonus sp. 'balchen' is the source of this 7427-nucleotide messenger RNA. NCBI's taxonomy places the organism in Eukaryota, Metazoa, Chordata, Actinopteri, Salmoniformes, Salmonidae. The record is from the annotation of a GenBank genome assembly.